AUGGAGUCUUAUUCCGGUCACAUUCUCGGUCAGUAUCAGAGGAUGUCACUUGCAUACGAAGUGUUGGGCGAUGAGCAGAAAAGGAAGAGGUACGAUUCGGGUGCUUGGGGCUUCGAUGAGCAACAGCAGUAUGCACAGAAUUUUGAUUUCGAUUCGUUCUUGCGCGAUUUUCAAGAAAGUAAGUGGCCUUGA
Molecule: messenger RNA, 192 nt
Organism: Gongylonema pulchrum
Lineage: Eukaryota; Metazoa; Nematoda; Chromadorea; Rhabditida; Gongylonematidae
Source: the annotation of a GenBank genome assembly